Messenger RNA from Chilo suppressalis (striped riceborer), 506 nucleotides. The record is from the annotation of a GenBank genome assembly. NCBI's taxonomy places the organism in Eukaryota, Metazoa, Arthropoda, Insecta, Lepidoptera, Crambidae.
GAAAAUAAUAUGAGAGCCUUUAUCCCUGCAUCCUCUGUGGUAAGAGUGGGGAUCAUCCGAUUUAUCCCUAAGGAAACAAGUUGUUUAGGAUUGUACCAAAAACUGUCAUCUUAUAGUGAAAUAAUUUCUGUACGGAGAUUUAUGAAAAAAAUAGAUAAUGAGUUAGUACCAUUAACUACUAUUUCUGUUACAUUUGUAGGAACAAGACUGCCGCAGCAUAUUUACUUAGACAAAGUCUGUAGAAAUGUUCAGGUAUGCUCCAUGUGUGCUUAGGAUCAUUGCUACAAGGACUGCACAUCAGAGGUACUGAAGUGCAGUAAUUGUGGCGGUGACCACUUUGCAAUAUACUAUGUCGGUCCUAUUAAAUUAAAAAAUACAAGCUCUUUUCCAUUUUUACCAAAAAAUAAUUUGAAUUACAAAGUUAAAAGAGGAGAACAACAAUGACACCCAAAGAAUUGAUAAAUGAUGAGAAAAAUUUAAACUCCAUUGUAAAAACCUUGGUAUGC